CUGUAUAUAUAUGUUUUUUUUUAAGAAUCUUUGAAAUAUACUUUGAAAGAAAUAUGAAGUUAAAAAUUUAUAAAGAAAUUGAAAGUGAUAUCAUUAAAAUGCCAAUGAAGAAAGAGAAAUGUUUGAAUUAUUUGCAAGAUAAAUAUAAUACUGUUAGCAAGGAUACAUUAAUUAGCAUUUAUGCUCAGCUUAAUCAACGAAAAAUUAAAAAGAAUUUCAAAAAACAUCAUCGUAGAGAUUCGGUAGCAAGAUAUUAUCAACAAUAUUGCACUGCAUCAAAAAGCAGUGAAUGUGAAGGAUUUUUAUGCAGACAAGCUGAUGCAGUUGAUUUUCCACCAACAUUAUUUGCCAGAAUAAUAUUAGAAGAAUAUGCUAAAAGAAACGAUUUCUUAGAGAUGGGUAUUGUCCCAAAAGGUUAUGUUUCAAAGUGGAUAAAAGACCCUAGCCAAAUAGAAGAUAAAACUUUGUCCCAGGAAUUAAAAUUGUGUAUUCAAAAUGAUGACUUUUGUGGACCAAUAAUCGAAAACAUCAAACGAGAAACUGGUUUAAAAUACGAGAAAAUAUUACAUGAUAUAUUGACUGCAAAAGGAAUACCUUAUUAUGAUGAAGAGAUUUUACGUAAGGAAGGAUACGAUAAAACGCCAGAUUUUAAGUUAGUUGUGCCAAUCGUGUUAAACAACUAUGUUGUAAAUUGGAUUGAAAGUAAAGCAUCUUUCGGAGAUGAGGAAUCCCAUGCUGGUUAUCUGCAGAAUCAAUUUUGGAGUUACACAAAUCGAUUUGGACCUGGUUUGGUUAUUUAUUGGUUUGGUUUUAUUGAUGAAUUAAAUAUAAACAUGGAACGUGGGAUUUUGUUAGAUGAUAAAUUUCCACAAGACAUUUUAAGACUAGAAACUUUGUUAGAUGAUCAUGAAAAAAGUUUUUGUUUAACUUUUUGAGAACAAACUUUUGUGUUUUUUUAGCCUAGAGAUAAAUGAAUACACAAAGUUAUUUAAACUAAUGGUUCUUAAUUCUGAAAAAUCUAGUUUUAAAGAAAUAAAUUGCUAUUUCUGUGAUUUUUUUUACACUUUAAGAUUUUUAAUUAUACCUAAGUUAUACCUACCUUUUAUUUUUAUAUAAACAUCUUAACCGUAAAAAGUAGGUUAAAAAUGAUUUCAGCUUGUCUUAUCGUGUCACAUGUAAUGGUAUAUUCAUUCCUGAUGCUUAUCCUAUCGAAGGUCCCAAUACUGUAUUUGUAGAAAGUGUAUUUUGAAAAAGCUACAUCAAAUUACCAGUUGAGACAGUAAUAGUAAAAUUGAACUAAAUUUUAUAUGUAGUGCAUAUGAUAAUGAGUUUUUCUACUCCUGAGCAAAAACAACCAUCACAGAAGAGAUUCACUCCAUACAAUAACAGACGUAAAAGCAGUUCCGGUUGUUUUGCUCCAUUUAAAUCCCCAGGUGCUAAAGCAACAGGUAAUUCAAAGGAAAGCGAUUCUGACGCAAACAAGGUUGAACUAGCACGCGAAGUUUUGGCGCUGCAUAAACAAAUUGAAGAAAAA
This is a messenger RNA of Hydractinia symbiolongicarpus, 1534 nucleotides long. RefSeq names its product DNA repair protein SWI5 homolog. Gene Ontology annotation, cellular component: Swi5-Sfr1 complex; Swi5-Swi2 complex. The transcript has 3 exons. Bases 54 to 935 code for a protein of 293 amino acids. The record is from RefSeq and is a predicted model, not a curated record. Gene Ontology annotation, biological process: double-strand break repair via homologous recombination. Lineage: Eukaryota; Metazoa; Cnidaria; Hydrozoa; Anthoathecata; Hydractiniidae.